Messenger RNA from Physella acuta, 1092 nucleotides. RefSeq lists its product as uncharacterized. Gene Ontology annotation, biological process: neuropeptide signaling pathway. Gene Ontology annotation, molecular function: G protein-coupled peptide receptor activity. Lineage: Eukaryota; Metazoa; Mollusca; Gastropoda; Physidae. The record is from RefSeq and is a predicted model, not a curated record. Gene Ontology annotation, cellular component: plasma membrane.
AUGACGUCCAAUACGACUAGCACCAACUCUACAACGGAGCCGUACUUCAUCGUGUUUGUAAGUGACCGCGUGUACACCCUCAUCCAGUACAUCAUCUUCUACUGCAUCUGGCCCGUCGUCAUCCUCGCCGGCAUUCUAUCCAACACGCUCAACAUCGUCGUCUUCGUCAAAAUCGGUGUCAAGGACAGCAUGAUGGCAUCGUUUCUAGCACUGUCCACUACUGACCUCGCCUACCUGUUGUGCGCAUCACUUCCUGCCUCUGCAACAAUUAUUGGACUUUCUGGCACCAUGAGCUCCAUGCCGAUAAACGCGUUUUUUCUAGCAGGAGUCGCCGUGCAGUACCAAGCUCUAUUUUUAGACAUUUCUCUAGGAAUCAUCGCCUACGUCUCCGUAGCUAAAUGCUGCUGUGUUGUCAUAGCCCUCAAGUUUAAAUCCGUGUUCACAUUAAAGCGGACGUUCGUCGUGUUAGUUCUCAUAAUUUUGGCAGCACUGGCUACCAGACUUCCGGUUUUCACCUCCAUGGGUCUCAGCUGGGUCUGGAAUUCCCAAACCAACAAGUCCCAGUUGGUCGGUUGGUUUACCAAAGACUUCAAACCGUCGAUUGAUUUCGUCAACGCUUUAAACAAAACCGCCUACCCCAACGUUAUUUUCGUCAUCGUUCUCAUCUGUUCCAUCAUCCUUUCAUCGUCUUUAGUUGAAGCUUCGGCAGUUAGGAUGAAAAUGACGUCGGGAGGUAAUAAAAUAAACGCAUUUUCAACAAAACAACAAUCUGGUCAUGACGGUGGAUUUGAAAACCACGAAGAAAAGUUUUCAACAACUUUGAGCAAACGUGACAUCCACGUGAUCCGACAAGUUGUCACGGUGGCGAUCACGCUGAUGAUCACGGUGCUGAUUCUGUCAGUUAUCAGCCUUGCUGACGUGUUCGUCCCUGACUUCUACUCCACCGGCAGGUACAGGCAGCUCUUCAACAUCAUCGAGACCAUCGGCUACACCUGCACGCACCUGCACGCAGGUGUUCACCUGGCUAUCUACCUGAGGUUUAACUCACAGUUUAGGACCACCUGCAGGCAAAUGUUUGGUAUCGAAACCUAG